UUGUACUGCACAAAGUGCUAUUCCAGCGCAAUAACCACAAAUAGUUUGAGUAUUAUCAACAGUAUAAAGAUGAUGCGAAGACCCAGAGCGACUACUGUCAACGCUGUAAAGUACAAAGAUGUGGACUCCGACCUAUCUUUUUCCCAAACGGUGAGUAGUGAUGAGGAUGCUGAGGAAUGGAGGCCACCGAAGCCAAAGUCAAAAGCCCCCAACAAAACUGCUAGAGGUACUGCAACUGGUGAAAAGAAAACAACUGCCAAGAAAACUGCAAAACCAAAAGAGGCAAAAGCACCCAAAGAACCUAAAGCUCCCAAAGUGCCUAAAGAACCUAAGCUAAGGGCACCACGUAAACCUGCAGCAGGACGAAAAACACAGGCUGCUAAAAGUCUAAAGGAUUCUGAAGCCUCAGUGUUGGCUGGAAUGGAGAGGAAAAAAGUGGAUAAUGAUUAUAGAGAAAAAACAGGAGGAAUUCAAACUGACUGUCCAGAGGAAACGAGGGCUGAAGAGAGCGGGACAAGUGUCAGAACGAAGGAAGAGAGGGUGUCAUUUAUUGUGUCAGAAUCCUAUCAGAGAGACAGAUGGGCAGACGAGGGGUCUUCACAAGCUUGGCUUGGAGUGAAGAAAGAGGAAGUAGAUGCGGAGGAUUUUACUUUUGAUGAGCCCUGUUUAAAGAAACAAAAGACCAGUGCUGCCUGCAUGGGACGGCCGACUAAUUUACCAUCAUCUGAAGCGCAGUCUUUGAGGAAUGAACUCAAUAUGAACUGGGACUUGAUAGAGGUGCUGUCCCACUUGACAUGUGUGGAGCGAUGGGUAUGUGCAAACAUCAUUAUGCUGCUUCGUGAGGAGAACACUGUGCCGUUCAUGGUGCGCUACAGGAAAGACAUGAUUAACCACAUGGAUGCUGAUGCUGUUCGAGAUGUCCAGAUGGUUUAUGAGGAGUUAUGUUCUUUGGCAAAGAGGACUCAGUCUGUGGUUCAGACCCUGAAGAAAGAUGGGGUGUUAACAACUGAACUGGAACAAAACCUGAGGAACUGCCGUUCAGCUGAUGAACUGGAUCAUGUGUACUCCCCCUAUAAGAAAGGCAGCAAGCUGACAAAAGCUCGCAGGGCCAAAGCACUUGGCCUUGAGGACGCUGCUUCUGCAUUGAUGAACACACCACACACUCUAGAUUUAAGGGCAUGGAUAAAACCUGGUACUGAAGGUCUGUCAUCAGUGGAAGAAGUGGCUACAGGUGUGGAGCACAUAUUGGCUGAUAUGAUGGCCAAAGAUCCUGAAACACUCACCUACGUGAAGACAUUAUGUGAGAAAAGUUUUGUAAGCAUACAGUCGUCUGUGUCUAAGUCGGCAUUAAAGGAAAAGGAACAGGCGAAACCUGUCCAAGGCCACAAAACAAAAGCAGGCGCCGAGCAAAAUAAAAACAAGGACAUUGACAAGUUCCAACUCUACUUUGACUUCACCUGUAACAUCCAACGUAUCCAACCCCAUCAGACGCUGGCUAUUAACCGAGGGGAGAGUCUCAAGAUUUUGACAGUGAAGGUGAACAUCCCCGACAGGGUGAAGAGUGACUUCACUAGGUGGUGCAUCAACAACAGGUGGAGGCCAAAGACAUUUGCAAAAGAAGAACUUCAUGCAAUCAUUAGGAAUGCAGUGGAGGAUUCAUAUAAAAGGCUUAUUCUUCCUUUCCUCACCAGGAGUUACAGGACUAAGCUGACGAGUGCAGCGGAGAAGGAGUCAAUCGCCAUGUUUGUGCGCAACCUCCGCCAGCGCCUGUUGGUGUGUCCAGUGAGAGGCUGUGUCAUCAUGGGGGUGGACCCUGGCUUCAGACAUGGCUGCAAGCUGGCAAUUCUCUCACCUACUAGUCAGAUUCUCCAAACUGAUGUUGUGUACCUGCAUAAUUCAAACCAACCAAGGGAAGCAGAGAAAUUACGCCACCUUAUGACCAAAUACAGCUGUAGUAGGGUUGUCAUUGGCAAUGGGACAGCAUGUCGGGAAACAGAGUCCUUCUUCGCUGACCUCAUCUCCCGGCGGUAUUUUCACCCGCUGGAUGUGUCCUAUUGUAUAACCAAUGAGGCAGGAGCAUCCAUCUACAGUGUGAGUCCCGAGGCAGUCCAAGAGAUGCCAGACCUGGACCCUAACCUUAGGAGUGCAGUGUCGAUUGGAAGACGUGUCCAAGAUCCGCUGGCUGAGCUUGUGAAGAUUGAUCCCAAACACAUAGGCAUUGGAACAUAUCAGCAUGACGUGUCAGCUGGAGCUUUGAAGACAGCAUUGGAUGGCGUGGUGCAGGAGUGUGUGAGCUUUGUUGGUGUGGACAUUAACAUCUGCUCUGAGAUACUGAUGAGGCAUGUAGCAGGCUUAAAUGCGGGAAGGGCACGGAGUAUCACAGAAUGGAGAGAGCAGCACGGUCCCUUCAUCAACAGGGAGCAGCUGAAGCUGGUCAAAGGCAUGGGGCCCAAGUCCUACCAGCAGUGUGCUGGCUUCAUUAGAAUAAACCCACAAACUCUAUCCAGUGUCAGAUCAUCAUCUAACCAGGCACCAGAAGUGCCCGAGAAACCUGCAGCUAAGAAAGGCAAGGGAAAAACUGGUGUCAACGUCUCAACCUCAUUUAACCCCCUCGAUCAGACCUGUAUACACCCGGAGUCCUACCAUGUAGCACAAAGAUUUCUGUCUCUUGUGGGUGGGAGUGUGGACCAAAUUGGGAGUACAACCCUGAAACACUGUGUGGAGAACAAAGUUAAGACAAGCAGUGUAGAGGAGCUGGCCCGCACCCUGGACACCACACCCGAGACCCUCAAACUCAUUAUAGACGGCCUGACGCAGCCCCCCGGGUUUGACAUACGACAAAAUUUUGGACAAGCGGACUUUAAGCGGGGCGUUGUGUCCAUGAGUGAUCUGCGGGUGGGUGCUGUGCUGACAGGCCGUGUGGACAACACCGCUCUGUUCGGGGCUUUUGUAGAUAUUGGCGUUGGCCGUGCAGGCCUCAUCCACAAGAGCAACAUCACCCUGGACAAGCUGCCUGUCAGCCAGCGUCGUCGCAGCCUGGCUCUAGGACCUGGGGAGCGAGUGGAGGUCCGGGUCCUGAAUGUUGACCUUCAGAGGGGACGGAUUGGGCUGGACCUGAUCAGGGUCUUGCAAUAGAGUCACUUAAUACCUAUGAUUGUCACUAGAAGUGUGACAGAAAAUUACAGGUUUUAAACUGCUAAGGCCUGAGAUACACAGACCUUGGUCAGUGACCCCCCUGGCAGUCUCUGAUUCUUAGGGUAAAAUGUCUGUUUUGUGACCCACUGACAAGUAAUUCCUGAAGGCUGGUGGCAGUGACUAUUUGAGUUGUUGUAAAACUUGCUGUGCCUCUCCACUGCAACCAACACUUGAAUUGAAUUGAUUUCCUCAGGCAACAACUUAACAACCAGUCAGGGAAUACACAUUUUACCCCCCAUGACCAGUGCUCACCAGAUGGUUGCCGACCACUCUCGAAUCCUGUGUGACUAGUGCCUAACUUGGCUAGUUUUAAAAUGAUCAAUUUCAGUGAACAGCUGUUACAAGUUUAGAAAUAAAAGCAAAAAUUUCAAGUCAUGUUUAACAGUUAGGACUCUUCAUUUGGGACUUGUUCUCAGUCUGUUUGUCAUUUAGAGGGGGUGCUUUGCUCGGGACAGAGCACUACACCUGUUUGCUGAACUAAAGGCAGAAAUAUGUUUUCUGAUCUUGAAAUGAAGACUCUGAUUGGAUAGCUUAGUGAGAUGAUAUUACAAUUAUUUGCACUUUAGUUGUUUGUAAUGCUGAAUACGACAUACUUGAGCGACUAUUGCUACUGUUUGUAAUACUUGGUAUUCUCAUUAUUUUCUUGGAUUAUUACUUGAAUAAA
Molecule: messenger RNA, 3859 nt
Organism: Maylandia zebra (zebra mbuna)
Lineage: Eukaryota; Metazoa; Chordata; Actinopteri; Cichliformes; Cichlidae
Gene: srbd1
Product: S1 RNA binding domain 1
Biological process (GO): nucleobase-containing compound metabolic process; translation
Molecular function (GO): structural constituent of ribosome; mRNA binding
Source: RefSeq, a predicted model, not a curated record